Molecule: messenger RNA, 2842 nt
Organism: Schistocerca gregaria
Lineage: Eukaryota; Metazoa; Arthropoda; Insecta; Orthoptera; Acrididae
Exons: 2
Coding region: 6-1442 (478 amino acids)
Source: RefSeq, a predicted model, not a curated record
CGGCAAUGAAGCCUUCGUUUGCCCGGUACGUCUAUUAUGAUGAAGUCUCAGUUGAUUCGAACGAAAGGAGCCAUUCCAUCUUUGAGCCGUCUGAAGAAGAAGAAGAAGAAGAUUACAUUGAAAAUGAAGACCUUGCCUGGAGAAUAGAAAACCAAGACCCGUUUACUCCUCUUGUUUCGACCCAUACAUCGAGACGUGUCACGGACCUAUCUCAUAUAGAGCGUUUAAGUGACAGCGUAAGACGCUCGGCGAAUUCCCCACGCCCUCUUAGAAUUCCUAUGAAAACACCAUUUACGCCUUUGUGUGUUCGACCACAUGGGUGGCUCAAAGAACACGGAUAUGUGUCAACUGUGCGUGUUUCUAGUAAACAUGAAUUGAAUGACAGUCAUGCAGUCUUUUUAGAAGAUGGAUCUAGUCACCAGGAUUCUACGACUUGGUCCCAAAAUUCGUCAUGUCAUCUAUUAACGGCUUCUAAAUCAAGACACUCGCCUUCAUUUGACAGAAAAAGAUCGCAAUUUUUUGUGUCAGAGAAGUCUAACCGUCCCCUACAGUCGCAUAGACAAGAUGACCGCUCAACCUUUGCAAACCGUCUCUCGUGCUUAGCCGGUCAAACGAACCAUUCUGAAUCGACUCCACUCUAUAGGCCUAGAACCCUCCUUAGAAAAGACGACGACAUCGAUUUGGAUUCUCCAGGCCUUAUAAAUUCGACAAAGCCAGCCGAGUCCUCGCGCAAGUCAGCUCGUUUGAAGUCCUCAAGCUCUGGGGCGAGCUCAAGUCUUCUCCAAGAUACCCGUACAAUUUCUCCAAAGACAGUUGAACCUGGCCGGCUGCCAAUCAGUCUGUCGCGUCCAUCCAAAUGCGCCCCCGAUCAAAUCAAUUCUUCGCAUUCAAUAGAUCAAGUACACUCAUUCUAUAGCAGCGUCGAUUCAAGUUGUCCGAUCUAUCCCGCCAAAACUUCGCUGGGCUGGCUGUCACCGAGCUCGAUUCGGUCUCCCCUGUCUGAAAAAACAAACACCACCUACCAAAUAAAUGACAGCAUCACGUCGAACAGCUUGAAUACGCCGAUCUACAAUGAAUAUUCGCGCUCCAUCGGCACGAAAAGCAUCGCCUCAACCGAUUUUUUGAAAAGCAAGCGAGCAAAUGAAUUCUCUCAAAUUUCGGAAAUGUCUAUUCAAUCCAAUCACCAAUCUAUGUAUAGUGUCGCAUAUAGCAGUUCAUAUAUGGACGAAACCAAUACGAGCAUCCGUACCGUUGAUUUUUCCAGCGUCGGGCGAAGUCCCAGCUUGAACGAAGCAGACCUGAGCGUUCGAACCGUCGGAUCACCCGUUUCUUUGAUAAAUUCUCCUGGUUCCUGCUACAGCUAUCGACUCGGGUCGCGAAGACCGCUCGAUAAUUUCGCCCUUCGAGUCGAAAGAACAAAAAAAAUCAAAAAACUUUCGUAGCCGUGCCACUUCCCCGCGAUGCAUCUCCUGUCAACAAAAAUCACUGCAACACCUAAAAUUUGUGUUUAUUGAGCGCGCACACAAAACUUGCUCCUCAACCGGCGGAGUUCUUAGAAUCUAGCAUUUGAAUGACUUCGUCGGCUAUCUGCUCCAAUUCCUCCAUAGAUUCCGAAUUCAUCAUCUUCAUUCUGUAUUGGCUGCAUUCUUCGAACCCCGUCACAUACGCCUUGUAAUGCUUUUUCAUGUACGCCAUAGAUUUGUGUGUACUCAAAAUUUCUUGGUAUAAUUUUGUAUGUUCUAGAAGCACACUUAUUUUCUGCUGCGGUGUCGCACAAUACUCUUUAAACAGCCACGGGUUCCCGUAUAUAGCUCGGCCAAGCAUGACUCCGUCUAUGCCCCAUCUAUCCACUUUCUCCCUGGCCUCCUGUAUGUCCUUUACGUCUCCAUUUCCGAGUAUGAGGGAUUUGCCUCGGAACUUUCUCUUGACAAUGUCAACCGCCUUGCCAAUCACUUCCUCCGUCCAGUGCGCGGGUACCAGCGACUGCUCCUUCCUUGUCCUCAGGUGAAGCGUCAGGGCAUCUGGCUCCAUUUCUAGCAGAUAAGGCAGCCAACUGUCGAGGCAUUCUUUGUUUCCCCCAAUGCGAGUCUUGAUUGAAACGCCAAACGGCCUGACGGCGGACUUUACACUACCGUCGCUAGGCUCGUCGGCCGCUUUCUUCGCAGCCUUAAUAAUCUGUUGGGCCAACUCGGGCCUGUCUAUUAAUCCUGAACCGCAUCCUUGCUUCACAACUGCUCUGUCCGGACAGCCCAUAUUGAUGUCGACCCCAUCAAAGCCGAGGCCUUUGAUGAUAUGCACGCCUUCGUACAUCUCCUGUGGAUCGGCACCGAAGAGCUGAGCGACAAUGGGCCUCUCACUUUCGUCAUAGAUCAAAUCUAUCAAGAGCCGUUGCCGAGACUCGCUUCUAACCAAACCCGCCGCCGAAACAAACUCUGUGAACAGAACAUCUGGUUUUCCGUACUUGGCUAUUAUUCUCCGAAAAGAAGGAUCUAAUCCGCAUUGCGCGUCGACUUUUUAUUAGCUCGUGAUGCAUCCGUCGAUCUUCAAAAUAUGUGUGCAAACACACACGACACAAAUCUCUUCAGAUGAGAAAGAAGAUGUGUACCUGUUACAUUGGACAGAGGCGCCAUGACGAAUAUGGGUCGCCUCUCUUCCCUGAGCUUUUGCCAUAGGUUUUUUUUUGGCUGCAAAACACGGCCUCGAUCUGGUGAAAACAGAGACUCAACUUGCUCUUUUUUUUUAAAAAAUGGAAAAACACGCCAAAUCUUGUCAAAAUUCAUUGCUUUGUAUUUUGGCGAAUCAGAUUGCCUGGAUCUGUUUUUGCGAAAUCUUCAUUCUGUGC